Messenger RNA from Aspergillus piperis CBS 112811, 1083 nucleotides. RefSeq names its product alpha/beta fold hydrolase. Gene Ontology annotation, molecular function: catalytic activity. The transcript is spliced from 6 exons. Bases 1 to 1083 code for a protein of 360 amino acids. The record is from RefSeq and is a predicted model, not a curated record. NCBI's taxonomy places the organism in Eukaryota, Fungi, Ascomycota, Eurotiomycetes, Eurotiales, Aspergillaceae.
AUGACCGUGGACAAGAUCGAUGUAACCGGCGACCCGAGGGUCGAGCGCCGCUCGGCAACCGUCAAUGGCAAGACAUACGGCUACCUCUACAGCGAGCCCGAAUCGGGGGUUUAUCGGGCAACAAUCUUCCUCCUCCAUGGCUUCCCCGACCUAUCCAUGGGAUGGCGCUACCAAAUCCCCAUGUUGAUUUCCAUGGGUCUGCGAGUUGUCGCGCCAGAUUGUCUAGGAUACGGCCGAACAGACGCACCCGAAGAAAUAGAACUAUAUUCGCACAAAAGCUGCGCCAACGACAUCAAAGAACUCGCAAUCCAACUAGACGCACCCGAGAUCAUCCUCGGCGGACAUGACUGGGGCGCCGCUCUCGCCUACCGCGUCGCGCUCUGGCACCCGGAGCUCGUAACGCACAUCUUCACGGUCUGCGUGCCAUACGCAGCGCCAACCCGGAAAUACCUCGCGCUAGAAGACAUGGUAGAGAACAUUGCGCCGCAUUUCGCGUACCAGCUGCAAUUCCGGAGCGGGAAUCUCGAAGAUGUCAUCUUUAGUAAGGAAGAUAUCGAAAAGUUCUUGUCGGCGCUGUAUGGCGGUCGCACGGAUGAUAGGGACGUGGCGUUUGAUGCCGAGUAUGGGGUUUUGUUGGAUCGGAUGGAGCUUGUUAGGCCGUCGCCUUUGUUGAGUGAGGUGGUGAGUUUAUUUCUACUUGCUUCUUAUGAAAGAAGGGAGUGGGAUGCAGAGGCUAAUGUGGAUGACAUCCAGGAACUGGAAUACUACGCGAAUGAAUUCUCGAGGAACGGGCUGAGAGGGCCAUUAAACUGGUACCGCACACGGGAGAUAAACUACGAAGAAGAGCUCGCCAUCCUGAACGCCCGCAUCACAGCCCCAUUACUAUUCAUCCAAGCGCUGAAGGACUCCGCACUGCCGCCGCAUCUAGGAAAAGGAAUGACGAGGACGGUGCCGCAUUUGACGUACAAGCAGGUGAACACGGGGCAUUGGGCACUGUGGCAGGAGCCGGAGGAGGUGAAUGAGAUUAUUGCGUGGUGGUUGAAGGAGGUGGUGUUUAAGAGUUUGAGGAUGUCGAGGUUGUGA